This is a messenger RNA of Varroa destructor (honeybee mite), 2049 nucleotides long. RefSeq lists its product as uncharacterized. NCBI's taxonomy places the organism in Eukaryota, Metazoa, Arthropoda, Arachnida, Mesostigmata, Varroidae. The record is from RefSeq and is a predicted model, not a curated record.
GUUUAAGUUGCAGUGUUUGUACCGCUGAACAGUUCUUAUCCGGCAUAGAUAUCCCACUUGUCUCAUUUUUGUUUCGGCUGAUUAUUUAUACUUAUUCAUGUAUGAUUGUUAAUUGAUGGGUGGAUAGGAGAACAGCCUGCAUAAAGAGGCGCUACUCGUUCUGCGAAAUACACGUUUUUCCAUAAAAAUCCGAGAAAAUGGGCUUUACUUCAGAUGAAACAGACUUGUUACGCCGCGUCGUACCCUCGCGAGAAGUUGAGUUUCAGGACCCUACCAGGUUCGACGCAUACAAUGCAUUCUUCUACGUGUUUUUACAUGGUACAGAGGAAGAACAAACUUAUGCCCUACGAAUGCUAUCGUCGGAACCGCUCGAACGUCAGAGCCAGGUUUGGUUUAUUGAUAACGGAUGUGUGUCGUGUUUGAUUCGGUAUGCGUCGCAAUCGAGGGUUUCGCCUGUGUCUCGUGAAUUGGCCUUGCGGCUGUUGAUGUCGGUAACCUUCGAGCUGAGUGUUGGCCUGCCGUACCCCACCGACCUUGGAAACAACCAUUUUCAACAGCUCGGCUCGAUACUGCGGAAGUAUCCAGCAAAUGCAUUUCACAUAUUAUGGAUUCUCUAUGAGCUGACCAAAUUUGAACUGGGCCGGAGGGGCGUUAUGGGUGCAGGUAUCCAUGACACCCUAGGGAAAAUUGUCUUGUCGCAGGUAAACAGCAGGAUAAUUGCCGCGGCAUUGUAUCUUCUCUGUGACCUGGCUGGCGAUGAGGCUUGUGUUGACACGCUAAUUAAGCUGAACGUGUUCAGAAUGUUUAGAGUAUCUCUUCAUCACUACCUGAGUCGGAACGUGUUCAACGCGGAUUUUUAUACGAUUAGUCAGGAUAGUAAGGAUAUAAGGUUCAUGUGGAGGUUUGUGACUUGUGAUGGAAAUCAGCGUAUGAAAUUCCAGGAUGUAGAUCUGGUCGCUGCCUAUUACCGGCUCAACAAAUCUUUACCGAUCGCAUGGAUCGAGGUAAAAAAACCGUGGUUUGAACUAAUCCUGACGCUGAUUCAACAUCCUACUGUCAUAGAGCGCGCAGCGCACCUAGGGCAGUACGUCUUCGUUUGUCUAAAGUCUGUUCUACUAUUAGCGACCGAUGGAAACGUGAUGCGACUUAUAGAAAUUGUGUCGAACCUCGUUCAAGCGCGGCACGAGGAAGCACUCAAAUGGAUUUUUAAUAAAGGCUUGAUUAAAAUCAUCUUACUGCGAUAUCCUUGGCGAAAAUUCACAGACUGUCCAUCGAAUACGCAGCAGAUUAUGGAGGAGGUGCUUCUGCUGAUUCUCAAAGUAUUCGAUACACUUCCACACACAAUAUACGCACAAUAUGAAUCACCAGAAAAACUAAGGCUUGAUUACGAGCUCGAUACCGUUUUCCAUAUUCAGUGGCCAAAUCGAAUAAAAGACAGUCUAACGAACAUCUGCACACAUCUGAAUCUAGUUAUCUCUGACUAGUCGCUGCCAAGCCUCAUGGCUGCAAAAACAGCUAUACUGUAAACAGUAACGGCACUAAAAAAAAAAAAACAUCGCUGUGUUUACCAGAUCAUUUUUUUGCAUCUCGAUGUAACGAAAACGUGACAAAAUCACAACUUUUUAAUGUCAGUUCUGCAUCGAUCAUGCGGAAUCGUGUAUAUCAGUAAACAUUUUUUUUUUUUAACAACAAUAUUACAAUUACACCUUAGCUUACUUACAAUGAAUAACAUCCUUCAAGAUACCGGCAGAAGCUGGGGUGGGUGGCGAACAAGCUAGUUUCUCGCCAUUAAGGAGAUUUCAUACUGAGGCAAGUUUAUUAAAUUCACGCUUACAUUUAAACGUUUGCAAGGAUGCUGUGUAAAGCAUUUGAAAACUAGCCAAUAAUUGCCGCUCAUAUUUGAAGUACGGCAUUUGUGAUUAGCGCCGUAAAACUCACCUGUCAUAAUUAACUUACAGUAUUAUAUUUCUGAAAGAUCCUGUUUUACUGUAUUACUAAAAAAAAUAAUUGUAUGGCCCACGCUUUUUAUUGCUAUUACAUUAAAGGCUA